Molecule: messenger RNA, 1896 nt
Organism: Aspergillus aculeatus ATCC 16872
Lineage: Eukaryota; Fungi; Ascomycota; Eurotiomycetes; Eurotiales; Aspergillaceae
Product: tyrosyl-DNA phosphodiesterase 1
Exons: 4
Coding region: 103-1896 (597 amino acids)
Biological process (GO): double-strand break repair; single strand break repair
Cellular component (GO): nucleus
Molecular function (GO): double-stranded DNA binding; single-stranded DNA binding; 3'-tyrosyl-DNA phosphodiesterase activity
Source: RefSeq, a predicted model, not a curated record
UGCGGUGGUACGCAAGCCGAAAAUCGACUGUUCCGCCCACUUCCUUCUCCGCACCAACCUCACUUCUCCAACUUUUUGUUCGCUUUCAUUGAAUCUGCCUCCAUGAUGGACGAACCAGACCGUCCUUCGAAACGAGCAAAAGUUCUCGCGACAACUACGAAGCACGAGGGCUCUGGCGAAGGUCAUGCGCCUAGUCAUGACGAUAGCACCGAUUCCAUCAGACCCCUAGCUUCGCUGCACCGCUCCAUUACACCUCCAUUAUCAUCCCGCUCCCUCAGGGACCCCGCACCACCGCCGCCACCAGCCCACGACUCCAUAUCCUCCUCGCCAAGUAAAUCACAGCCAUGCAGUCUGGACCAGAAAGUCCUCCCCUCACCCAUCCAACUCACCCACAUCCGAGACUUCUCACCCUCCUCCGGCAACAAUGUCGACACGGUCCGACUCCGCGAUAUCCUAGGCGACCCCAUGAUCCGCGAAUGCUGGCAAUUCAACUACCUCCACGAUGUAGAUUUCCUGAUGAGCCAAUUCGACGAGGACGUGCGAGCCCUUGUCAAGCUGAAGGUGGUGCACGGGUCGUGGAAGCGAGAGGCGCCGAACCGGGUGCGCAUUGAUGAAGCAUGCGCACGAUACCCCAAUGUCGAGGCGAUCGUGGCCUACAUGCCCGAAGCCUUCGGGACCCAUCACUCCAAGAUGAUGGUUCUCUUGCGACACGAUGACUGUGCCCAAGUUGUCAUCCACACGGCCAACAUGAUCCCGGGCGAUUGGGCGAAUAUGACCCAAGCGGUGUGGCGAUCCCCUCUCCUUCCGCUGAGCACGAGGAGAGAUACAGUUGAUCCGAGCGAAAGCGACGACCAUCAACAACUCCCCGGAUCAGGAGCCAGGUUCAAACGAGACCUGCUGGCUUAUUUGGCUGAGUAUGGGUUCAAGAAGACGGGUCCGCUGGUCAGGCAACUGCGCCAGUAUGAUUUUGGGGCUGUGCGGGCGGCUCUCGUUGCCAGCGUGCCGUCCAAGCAGAAGUUGAGCGAGGCGGAUGCGCGGGUCAAGACGCUUUGGGGGUGGGUGGCGUUGAAGGAUGUGUUGAAGGAUGUGCCUCUCGCCGUUUGUGAUAUCAAGAUGGAGGGCAAAGCCAGCUCCGAAGGAAAGGAGAAGGAGAAGAAGAAGAGGCCGCACAUUGUUGUUCAGAUCUCCUCGGUGGCGUCACUUGGGCAAACAGACAAAUGGCUGAGAGAUGUCCUGUUCGCAUCCCUGGCGCCUAAGAGAGAGGCCUCCCAACCGCGGUACUCUAUCGUCUUCCCCACGCCGGAUGAGAUCCGACGCUCCUUGAACGGGUACGGAUCCGGUGGCUCUAUCCACAUGAAACUGCAGAGCGCGGCUCAGCAGAAGCAGCUACAGUAUAUGCGCCCCUUUCUGUGCCGUUGGGCAGGGGAUGAUGAUGAUGAUGAUGAUCAGCAACCCGCCGAACCACGACGCGAAGCGGGCCGCCGACGUGCGGCGCCGCAUAUCAAAACAUACAUCCGGUUCUCUACGGAAGAGAUGGUGACGAUCGAUUGGGCUAUGGUCACGUCGGCGAAUCUGUCUACACAGGCGUGGGGUGCGGCGGUCAAUGCGAACGGGGAGGUGCGGAUCUGCAGCUGGGAGAUCGGCGUGGUGGUGUGGCCGGAGUUGUUGACCAGAGGAUCACCGGACACCGAUACCACUGCUCCUACAAAGACAGUGAUGACGCCGUGCCAUCGAACAGACACCCCCGCUACCGCUGCAGACGAUGCCGCCGUCACAGUCGGCUUCCGGAUGCCAUACGAUCUCCCUCUAACCCCGUAUCACGCAGAAGACAUCCCCUGGUGCGCCACAGCCAGUCACAGCGAGCCCGACUGGUUUGGACAGACAUGGGAAGGUUGA